Molecule: messenger RNA, 819 nt
Organism: Naegleria gruberi
Lineage: Eukaryota; Heterolobosea; Eutetramitea; Acrasida; Naegleriidae
Exons: 1
Coding region: 1-819 (272 amino acids)
Source: RefSeq, a predicted model, not a curated record
AUGAAAAAAUCCAAUAACAAUAAUAAGAAAGCAUCAUCUUCAUCUUCAUCAUCUUCGGAACAAGCAGAUAGUAUUGAUAUUAUAAAAUUUCCACGUACUCAUCACUUAUUUUCAACCAAUAAAGAAGUAACUCGUGAUGAUUUAGUAAUGGAUGAAAAGGAUGCAGCUAGAGAAUUCUAUGCACCAUCACUUGGACCACAAGUAACAUUGGAAGAAAAAGUUGAUGGAUCAAAUUUGGGAAUUACAUUAGAUAUUGAAAGUUAUAAAUUAAGAUGUCAAAAUAGAUCACAUUAUGUUACUUGUCAAUCACAUGCACAAUUUAAAACAUUACAAUUAUGGUUAGAUGAACAUUCAAGUGAAUUAUUUUCAUUAUUAAGUGAUAAUAAUAAUGGAUAUAUUUUAUAUGGUGAAUGGAUGUAUGCUAAACAUUCAAUUUAUUAUGAUCAAUUACCUGAUACAUUUAUUGCAUUUGAUAUUUAUGAUAAACAUGCAGAGAAAUUUGUAUCAGUUCAAUUAAGAAAUCAAUUACUUUUAAAUCAUGCACCAACUAUUUCAAUUGUUCAACCACUUCCAAUUUUAAAUUCACCACAUUUAACAAAACAAGUUUUAUUGAAUUUAUUAGAAAAUCAAAAAUCAAUUUAUUGUUCACCCGAAUUGAAUCAACCAAUUGAAGGUGUUUAUGUUAGAGUUGAUGAAGGAAAUUAUUUAAAAACAAGAUCAAAGGUUGUUAGAUCAGAUUUUAUUCAAGCAAUUGAUACUCAUUGGUCUGGUCAAGAACUUGUUAAAAAUAGAGUUGAUUUUUCAUUAAAAUAUAAUUAA